Molecule: messenger RNA, 1533 nt
Organism: Pipistrellus nathusii (Nathusius's pipistrelle)
Lineage: Eukaryota; Metazoa; Chordata; Mammalia; Chiroptera; Vespertilionidae
Source: the annotation of a GenBank genome assembly
AUGGUCACCUAUACCAUGACCAGCUCUCUGUACCUCAUUACCUUUGGCAUGGGCGCCAGCCCAUUCACAAACCUAGAGGCUGUCAAGGUCUUCUGUCAGAACAUGUGUGUCUCCAUUCUGUUAAACUACUUCUACAUCUUUUCUUUCUUUGGCUCCUGUCUGGUCUUCGCGGGCCAGCUAGAGCAAAACCGCUACCACAGCAUCUUUUGCUGUAAAAUCCCUUCUGCGGAGUACCUGGACCGCAAGCCCGUGUGGUUCCAGACCGUGAUGAGUGACGGGCACCAGCAGACAUCCCAUCAUGAGACAAACCCCUACCAGCACCACUUCGUUCAGCACUUCCUCCGUGAGCAUUACAACGAGUGGAUUACCAACAUCUACGUGAAGCCCUUUGUGGUCAUCCUCUAUCUCAUUUACUCCUCCUUCUCCUUCAUGGGGUGCCUGCAGAUCAGCGACAGAGCCAACACCAUCAACCUGCUCGCCAGCGAUUCCCCGAGUGUUUCCUACGCCAUGGUCCAGCAGAAAUAUUUCAGCAACUACAGCCCUGUGAUAGGCUUCUACGUCUACGAGCCCCUCCAGUAUUGGAACAGCAGCGUCCAGGAGGACCUGCGGAGACUCUGCAGUGGGUUCACUGCCAUGUCCUGGGUAGAGCAGUACUACCAGUUCCUGAAAGUUAGCAACAUCAGUGCCAGUAACAAGAGCGACUUCAUCAGUGUCCUGCAGAGUUCAUUUCUCAAAAAGCCCGAAUUCCAGCACUUUCGCAAUGACAUCAUCUUCUCCAAGGCAGGGGAUGAGAGCAACAUCAUUGCUUCUCGCUUGUACCUGGUGGCCAGGACGAGCAGAGACAAGCAGAAGGAAGUCAUAGAAGUGUUGGAAAAGCUGAGGCCCCUGUCCCUCUCCAAGAGCAUCCGAUUCAUUGUGUUCAACCCCUCCUUUGUGUUUAUGGACCAGUAUGGCUUGUCGGUCACAGUGCCUGUCCUGAUCGCAGGCUUUGGUGUUCUCCUGGUGUUAAUCCUGACUUUUUUCCUAGUGAUUCACCCUCUGGGAAACUUCUGGCUGAUUCUCAGCGUCACCUCAAUUGAGCUGGGGGUCCUGGGCUUAAUGACAUUAUGGAACGUUGACAUGGAUUGCAUUUCUAUCUUGUGCCUUAUCUACACUUUAAAUUUCGCCAUUGACCACUGUGCACCACUGCUUUACACAUUUGUACUAGCAACCGAGCACACCCGAACGCAAUGUAUAAAAAUCUCCCUGCAAGAGCAUGGGACAGCCAUUUUGCAAAAUAUUACUUGUUUUCUUAUUGGGUUGGUCCCCCUCCUAUUUGUGCCUUCGAACCUGACCUUCACACUGUUCAAAUGCUUGCUGCUCACCGGGGGUUGCACACUUCUGCACUGUUUUGUUAUCUUACCUGUGUUCCUAACCUUCUUCCCCCCUUCCAAAAAGCACCAUAAAAAAAAGAAACGUGCCAAGCGAAAGGAGAGAGAGGAGAUCGAAUGCAUAGAAAUUCAAGAGAACCCUGAUCACGUCACCACAGUCUGA